AUGUGGUGCUGGUGUUCCAACGGUGUCAUCUCAGCACACGCCACACCAUGUUUCAAGGCUCGUGUUGUUCCCUCCGUCUCCGCCAGUUCUCUUCCACAGAGCCGCCGCCACCGUCAAGAACCAAUCACUGAGCAGCAAGUUGGUGAACUGGAUCGCACCCUAAUAAGCAAAUUAUCCAAUUCAAAACCGGAAAAGCAAGAGAUUAACGGGUCAGAUGUACUGUGGGCAUUGCAGAGAGCAACCGCCUCUCGUAAGAUUAUGAAGAACAAUAAAAAGAAGGAGCGUGGAAGGGAUUCAUCCUCUUCUGUCAGUUCCAUGGAAGAAAGUUCUGUGGACUACCGUGUUCGACCACUCUGCAUAAACGACCAUUGGGGUCCUAAAUUGGAUGAACUGGAAAAUCGUCUUCGUGACCUUUCAGAUACCACUUGA
This is a messenger RNA of Lathyrus sativus (Indian pea), 429 nucleotides long. NCBI's taxonomy places the organism in Eukaryota, Viridiplantae, Streptophyta, Magnoliopsida, Fabales, Fabaceae. The record is from the annotation of a GenBank genome assembly.